CCAGGUUGUAAGCCUUGGCAUGGUGGGUUUAGGCAGAAAUAGGACACAGCCUUGGCUACACUUGUCCCCACCACAUUUUUUUUGUCACUCUUUAGCCACCGCGCAACGCACCUCCUUUCAAAUUGAGAACGCAUUCUCAUCUGGAAUACGCCUAGGGUCCACGCCUACUGCCCUUAACCAACCUGCGCUCCCCGAAAUGCCAUGGUCUGGUCUAGUCUAGACUGUCUCAUCCGCGGAGACACAUUUUUCUCUCGAGUGUUUUUACAAUUUGAGGCUACAGUCGUAUGUGAAAUUUGCAUUCAGCAGCGUAGUAGUUAAAGUGGUACUGAAUGCGUUGUUUUAUGUUCUGUGUGUUGCCCGCACUCCAGCAGACCGCUACAGUAGGAAGAUGGCGUCGGAGGGAGCGAGCGGGGAACAGCGUCCUCCGAUACAAACACUGGCAACAACAGUGCUUGGAAGUGUCGAAGCGAAAUGUGAGUUUAACAUGGAUAAUCUGAGCAAGCCGGAGCUCCUGACCCUGCUCAGCAUCAUGGAGGGGGAGCUGGAGGCCCGGGACCUGGUCAUAGAAGCCCUGAGGGCGCGGCGUAAGGAUGUGUUCCUCCAGGAGCGUUACGGCCACUUCAGUCUGACGGACCCCUUCCUGGCCCUGCAGAGGGACUUUGACUGUGUCCCCGGGGGGGACAAAGAACGCCGGCCAGUUGGCUCCAGCCCCAUCUCAGUCCUGGAGGCAGUCAUGGCGCACUGCAGGAAGAUGCAGGAGAGGAUGUCAGCACAGCUGGCUGCUGCCGAGAGCAGGCAGAAGAGGCUGGAGAUGGAGAAGCUACAGCUGCAUAGUCUGGAGCAGGAGCACCGUAAACUAACCGCCCAGCUAAAGGACGAGCGGGAGAAGAACAAGCACAUGGUUAUGAUGCUGGUGAGGGAGUGCAAGCAGCUGGCGACGCGCGUGGUGGAGGAGUCGCAGCGCUUCGACGAGAUUUCUGCCCGGCUGGAUGAGGAGAGCCGCUUGGCCGGGCGGCUGCAGGAGGAGAUGACAGCAGAGAGGCAGCGUGGACAGCAGAUGGAGGCCAAGAUGGAGAAGCAGCUGUCAGAGCUGGACACUGAACGCGAGCAGCUGCGUGCCAGGCUGGGCCGAGAGGAGACAGAGAGCCUGAGCCUGCGCCGGCAGGUAGAGCAGCUCAGGACUGAACGGGAUGGUAAGGACGUUAAAGACGGUAAGGAUGGUAAAGCCGGUAUCCCAGCCCGACCGGCUGCAGCUACUGCUGUGAAUCCCACCGCUACCACCAACCCCCCACCUCCCAAACACACAGCAUCUGUUGCUGUGGCCACAGACCCAGUCAGCUCCCAGACGGCCUCCUGCCAAACGGACCUGCCCCCUCCAGAGGCCGAGGGGCAGAAGAAGACGAUCCCCCUCACCAUCCCUGUCAAACCCACUCCCACCAACUAUGCAGGCCUCAGCCUGCCUAAGACGCCCAGCGCAGGCCGGGGGCUGGUCCACAGCAGCUCAGGAGGACUUCUUCAAACAGGGGAGAAUGGAGCCGAGGGCCAGACGCCCCAUGGUGGGUUGUACUCCCCUGCCCCCACUUCAGCCCUGCCCAUGGGGGUGAGCCCUCGUGUCCAGGCUGCCCGCUACAAGUUCCAGGAGCAGGACCAAAACGGCACAUCCUCCCAGAGCAGCCCGCCAACCCGUGACCUAUCCCCCACCAACCGAGACAACUUUGCCGCCAAGCAGCAAGCGCGACACACCGUCACGCAGGUCCUCUCACGCUUCACCAGCCCCCCAGCAGGUGGCCCCGGAGCCCUCCGUCCCGGCCUGCCCCACUCCACCUCAGAAGGGGGGCCCUUCCCUGGCCGCCUGGGCCACCCCAUCGGCCUCAAGUCCCCCACAGUGGCGAGGAUCGACCGGGGAAACCCGCCCCCUAUCCCGCCCAAAAAGCCAGGUCUCUCCCAGACCCCCUCCCCUCCCCACCCGCCCAUCAAAGUGGUGGGGGACAGCAACCGUUCCCCCGGGGCGGGGUUAAAACCCGGCACGCCCCAGCUGCCGCCCAAACCCGCCCUGGACCUGGUCCCAGCUUUGACGGCGUCUCAGGUAGGUGCCUGCCCCCCCGCAAGGGGGGUGAGGGGGCUGCACCAGGCCACGUGUGCAGAGUGCCCCCCCGCCAGCGCUGCCAUCACUGCUGGCGUCCCUCCAUAGUCCCCUCGCUAAACUGCGGUGGGCCCGUUGCCCUGGACGACGGACGCCCCCUGCUCCUCCAAGCUGCUUCCCAGGAAAUGUCACUUUAUUGUCAAUGCUGCUUAACCGAGAUCCAACGGAUAAUAUUAGUCUCCUUGAAGACCACCCAACCUCUGCUUUGUUUUCUGCUGCUCAAAAUGGACGCUCAGACUGCGUUAACCUGCUGCUGACUUCAGGGGUGUCUACUGAUGUUUCUGAUUUAAACGCCUUUACACUUUGCCGCCUCACAUGGACACCACAGGUGUGUGGAGGCCCUGGUGGUCGGUGGGGCUGAUGUGGACCAAAGACCCCUCUGUUAAUGGCCAGCAGAGCCGACAGGCUGGACUGUACCAGUGCCUUGGUCAACGCCAGGGCCGACCGCUCAAGAGCCACCACCGACAGCUGCAAGGCUCUCCACGAGGCAUUCAGCUUAGGACAUGUAGACACUCUGCGGCUCCUCCUCUGCCACCCUGCCCCUGACUGUACCCACACCAUGACCCUAACCCUGACUGUACCCACACCAUGACCCUGACUGCAACCAUAGUCCUGGUCCAGCCACGAUCCCGGUCUUGUCUAGCACCUUGCUCAACCAGGAUAACUGUGAGGGCUGGACCACUGCACACAUCACUGCUGCCAGGGGCUUCAAGGCCUGUCAGAGUCGUGCCUUGAUGAGCUGGCCCUGGAAUCCCUCAUGCCUCUUCAGCUGCAUCCCUCAUGCCUCUUCAGAACUACAUCUUCCUGGGGACCUGUCAAGAGUACCUAGCCAAUCAGACUUCCCUCUGCAUCAAGACGAAGCAGGAGUCUGUGGGUGUGGCCUGUGACAUCUGGGUGGAGGUGGACAGGGGUCUGACUAAAGAACAUCUGUUGGACACCUUCAUCAACUGUGUCCAGGUGGCUGGCCCGGCUCUGGAACAGAGUGGUGGUCCUUCACGUGGAGUAGGCUAUCGUCUCCCGGCUCUGGAAUAUAGUGGUGGUCCUUCACGUGGAGUAGGCCAUCGUCUCCCGGCUCUGGAACAGAGUGGUGGUCCUUCACAUGGAGUAGGCCAUCGUCUCCCGGCUCUGCAACAUAGUGGUGGUCCUUCACAUGGAGUAGGCCAUCGUCUCCCGGCUCUGGAACAUAGUGGUGGUCCUUCACAUGGAGUAGGCCAUCGUCUCCUGGCUCUGGAACAGAGUGGUGGUCCUUCACGUGGAGUAGGCCAUCGUCUCCCGGCUCUGGAACAGAGUGGUGGUCCUUCACGUGGAGUAGGCCAUCGUCUCCCGGCUCUGGAACAGAGUGGUGGUCCUUCACUUGGAGUAGGCCAUCGUCUCCUGGCUCUGGAACAGAGUGGUGGUCCUUCACGUGGAGUAGGCCAUCGUCUCCCGGCUCUGGAACAGAGUGGUGGUCCUUCACGUGGAGUAGGCCAUCGUCUCCUGGCUCUGGAACAUAGUGGAGGUCCUUCACGUGGAGUAGGCCAUCGUCUCCUGGCUCUGGAAUAUAGUGGUGGUCCUUCACGUGGAGUAGGCCAUCGUCUCCUGGCUCUGGAAUAUAGUGGUGGUCCUUCACGUGGAGUAGGCCAUCGUCACCCGGCUCUGGAACAUAGUGGUGGUCCUUCACGUGGAGUAGGCCAUCGUCUCCUGGCUCUGGAACAGAGUGGUGGUCCUUCACGUGGAGUAGGCCAUCGUCUCCUGGCUCUUGAACAGAGUGGUGGUCCUUCACGUGGAGUAGGCCAUCGUCUCCUGGCUCUGGAACAUAGUGGAGGUCCUUCACUUGGAGUAGGCCAUCGUCUCCUGACACUGGGCAUCACCUAGCAAACACCGCCUGAGCUCGGGCCAGUGAGCAGUGGUCAAGGCUGCUCUCAGUAUCCUGGUCAACAAAGCCGUCCUGCAGGGAUGCCCUCUGCCACGGCACGAGAUUAACAGGCACCUGUUGAAGUUCCGAGGUGGGACCUUCCCUCUCUCAACCAUUGGCUCCUGUAAAGGGGGCGGCGGCAGGAAGGGGUAGGACAGUAGCAUGUGGAGAUGAGCCAAUUACCAGCCCACGAAAGAAUGGGAAACCCCGCCUCCAACUGGAGCUGUGGAGAUUCUCUCAGAGAAGGGUCAUUGUCCAGCACUGAUGUCCUCUUCAUCACCAACGGCAAUACUCCGAGUGUUGUAGAUGGGGACCAUGUGAGUCUGUCUCUGUGUUCUUACAACAAGACUGAUCUGAUCAGGGAGUUACAGACCAUGUGCUCCAGGAAGUCAGACAUCAGCAAGAUUGCUCAGUCCAAGGAGGACUUCAUCGUCUUCUCUGGCUCUCCAAAUGGACAAUCACCCUGCUGCAGGACCGACCACGAAGCAAACGCUCUACCACAGACCGGCAGCCGUCACUCCAACCCCAUCCCUGCCUCCAACCCCAUCCCUUAGGCAGCCUCUUGCAAGAGGCGAUCGAUGUCCUACCCAUAUCCCAGCUCCCUAUCUCCAGCAGCAGGGGACAGCAGCCACUAGCCUAGCAGCAGCAGCAGUGCCUCCGCACCACGAACACCCACUACGACCACUAACUGCAACGCAAACAGAACUGAACCAAGCAGCAGCAGCAAAACAAGGCAGGCCCCAACCAGACACAACAAACAACAACAACAACAACGAAAACAACCAACAACACAAGGAAAUCUCGAUCCUACACCGAGACCUGCAUGAAAAACAACAACCAUACCAAGUACUAGAUGAACUCCCUUUCUCCUCUUUUCCCCUUCCUUCCUUCCUUCCUUCACCUUCCUUCCAUUCUUCCUUCACCUUCCUUCCAUCCUUCCAUCCUUCCUUCCUUCCUUCCUUCCCACCACUCUGCUUUGAUCCCUCCAUGUUGUAAAGUUAGGGUUAAUGACGACCUUUUAGUAUUUGUACUUGUUAUCCGUACUUGUUACACUGUAUAACAAUUGUGUACUUGGGGACCAUAGUUUUAUGAUAUUAUACAGUAUUUAAGUAUUGAAAGAAGUUCAAAAAAAGAAAGAAAAUAAAUUUGCAGGGAAUUAUGUCAAAAGAAAAAUAAGUACUUAAAACAGGUUUUACCUUUUGGGGUGAAAGAAUAGAAACAGGACAUUUUUAGCUAUUACGUAUUUUCGAAUAUUCAAGUGUGUUAUGUUUAAAUAGUUGCAAGGUUGGUUUAAAUACUGUUGAAAUGAACAAAGGUUUUACCAAAUAUUUGUAAAUAAGAACGAUUAGUAAAAUGAAUGGUAUAUAGAUUGGUGUAUGUGGUAUUAAGCUUGUACAGUGAAGAAAAGUGGAAGAAAAAAAACCUUGUAUAUAUAUGUCUGUAAUAAUAGGAGAAUUCCAAGUGAUUGGAAUGUGGCAAUAAGUAAAGAUAAUUGCAAACACGGGACAUUUUCUUUCUUUUGACUAUGAACCAUAAAUAAAUACUUUAAACUACCCAGAAUUCCAUCCGAGUCACGGCUCAAUUCACCUUUGACCUCUAAGUGGAGCCCGAUAUAAAUUUCAAAGCAGCACGUUUUUUUUUCUCUUUCUUUUUUAAAACGUUUUAUUAAUUUAUUUUGGGAGGGGGGGGGGGUGUGUUAUUUUGAAUGGCCAUUGUUGAUUGAUGUACAGGAUAUAUUUUAGUCAGUCUUUGGUGUUCUGUAUGAUAGCUCUCUGAAGUUUAAAGAAAUGUCCUGGUUCCUUUAAGCACAACCAUUAAAACUGCACUGUCAACCCCAA
Molecule: messenger RNA, 5875 nt
Organism: Oncorhynchus mykiss (rainbow trout)
Lineage: Eukaryota; Metazoa; Chordata; Actinopteri; Salmoniformes; Salmonidae
Source: RefSeq, a predicted model, not a curated record